This is a messenger RNA of Anopheles cruzii, 1231 nucleotides long. Its product is annotated as mitochondrial inner membrane protease subunit 1. The record is from RefSeq and is a predicted model, not a curated record. The coding region runs from base 42 to 788 and encodes 248 amino acids. Lineage: Eukaryota; Metazoa; Arthropoda; Insecta; Diptera; Culicidae. Gene Ontology annotation, cellular component: membrane; mitochondrial inner membrane peptidase complex. The transcript is spliced from 2 exons. Gene Ontology annotation, molecular function: serine-type endopeptidase activity.
GGAAAAGAGUCGUUCUGAGUUUUUGCAAAAGCCUCACGCAAAUGUUUAAAUUCGUCUCGAAAGCUCUAGGCGUUUGCGGGUACAUUAUUCAGUAUGGCUGCAUUACGCAUUGCACCUUCGAGUACAUUGGUGAUUUUGUCGUCUGCGUGGGACCAUCUAUGGAACCAACGCUUACCACCAACAACGUGCUAAUUACUGACCGGAUCACGCCACGGCUUUCGAAACUAAAACGCGGCGACAUAAUCAUCACGAAAAGCCCAACAAACCCAGUGCAGCACGUGUGUAAGCGAAUCAUUGGUAUGCCGGGUGAUCGUAUUAUGACCCGAGCAUCGUUCAAUCUAAACCCGCUUUCGAACACGUACACAAUCUACACAUCGGUCGUCGCAUCCGAACGGACGGCAGCGCAACAGACUCCAAGAUCAGCGCCAGCCACAGCUUACAAACCCCUCCCCGUGCCCGUGGCUAAGCUGCGAGAAAAAGUGGACUAUGUAAGCAGUUCGAUCGAUGAAACACGAUCAACGAGCCCGCCGACCACCAACACUGGCCACAGUCACCAGCCAGACAGCAACGAGGGCGAAGCCAGGGUCGAGAUGAUGGACGAGUCUGGAACCUAUAUAGAACCCAGACCGAGCAUUGUUACAGUACCGCGGGGUCACCUGUGGAUCGAGGGUGACAAUGUACAAAACAGUUCCGAUUCGCGCAACUAUGGUCCCGUUCCGAUUGGCCUCGUGAAAAGCCGAGCUAUUUGUCGACUUUGGCCACUGAACGAGUUUAAGCUGUUCAUUUAAACGCCCGACGGUUCGUUUCGUCCCGGCAUUCGUGAUACAUCUAAUACCGCUACAAAGAUUGAUAUUAAAUAGAUAACACGUCCCUUCGGCCUCCGAACGAUAUAGACUGAAAAGGAUGCGGCAAACGCGUAUGUUAAGAUUGUUCGAAAAGCGGAUUGAAACACUGUCGAAAAAAGAAAACCAAACAGAUAAUUGGCUAUUCCACACCGAAAAUCGGUGACCGAAGGAGUGUGUGGCAUUGUCUUUAUUUUUAGGAAUUCCCUUAGUUCGAUACAGCUACUCAGAUACACACACAGACACUUCAUGAUACAAAGAUGAUUUUCCCGCACACUACAGUUUAGAUUUUGUUAAAAUUAGAGAAAAACCUGCACUACGUUUAAUAAUAAAACCAAAACAUACAAAAUACAAAGGCCGGGCUCGCUCGAGGAGCCGAGGCAGCAGGA